Cucurbita pepo subsp. pepo (vegetable marrow) is the source of this 795-nucleotide messenger RNA. RefSeq lists its product as uncharacterized. The record is from RefSeq and is a predicted model, not a curated record. Lineage: Eukaryota; Viridiplantae; Streptophyta; Magnoliopsida; Cucurbitales; Cucurbitaceae.
AAUUAUGAAGCUUGUUUGGUCGCCGGAGAGAGCUUCCAAAGCGUAUAUCGACACAGUUAAAUCAUGCGAGAUUUACAGCGAAUUCGGCGUCGCGGAACUUCUCUCCGCCAUGGCCGCCGGCUGGAACGCAAAACUCAUCGUCGAGACUUGGUCGUACGGAGGUCCGGUAGCCACGAGCGUCGGCCUCGCCAUCGCCGCUGGCCACACCGGUGGACGUCAUCUCUGCAUCGUUGCCGACGAACGGUCGAGAUCGAAGUACGUGGAGGCGAUGCGGGAGGGCGGAGUGUCGUCGCUGCCGGAAAUUGUGAUUGGAGACGCUGAGGCGGUGGCGGCGGAGGUGGAGGGGGUGGAUUUUCUUGUGGCGGAUUGUAGGGGGAAGGAUUUUGCUAGGGUUUUGAGGGUUGUGAGGGCGAGUGAAAGAGGGGCAGUUUUGGUAUGUAAAAAUGCAUGGGAACGAAAGGUGUUGGGGUUUAGAUGGCAAGGGGUGCUUCGGAAAGGGACACGUGUCGUUAAGUCUGUUUUUUUGCCGGUGGGACGGGGGUUGGAAAUUGCUCAUAUUGGAAGCGCCGGUGGAAGUUCGAACUCGGCGGCGAAUGGUGGCCGUUGGAUCAAACAUGUUGAUUUACGGUCAGGGGAGGAACACGUGUUUCGUGAAUGAGAUCCUUGACGACCAUGAAAGCGUGGCGAAGUGGAGAGAGAUAUUUAUUUGCCUUCUUUUUUCCUUUUUUUUAUUAUACAAAUAAUGUAAAUUACAUGUGUUCAAGGUUUUGAAAUUGAAAUAAUUAGAUUCAAACU